UUUACAUUCAUGUGGGUGUGAGAGGGGAAGGAAAUGUCUGGGGUCGUGGGUCGGAUGAGGAAUGUGCGGUUGCCGAAAAGUACCAGGCGCCGCCGGGACAGCGAUGAGGAACCGAUCAGGAUCGACUUUUCUCGGCCACCCUCGGAGAAUAUCGUCGAGUUCGUGUGGCGGGCGUGUCAGCGCGAGGGCAUCAGCCGCGGCCAGCGACUGGCCUACCUGAACGCACUGGUAAAGGUGUUCUCGGCGCUGGAGGCACAGCAGGAUCUCACCAUCGAGCGCGAGGAGCUCAUCUACUGUCUGCGGGUGACGCUGGUGAACGAGACGAAGGAGGUUCGCGCCGCCGGCUACCGGGCGCUGCGCUACCUGAUCCGACUGCCCGAGGACGUGCGCUCCAUCAUCAGGUUCCAGAUCCCGGUGCUGAUGGUGCGCUCGCUGGACCUGAUCCUCGAUAACACCGUGGAGCGUGUUCAGGCGCUGCGUCUGGCGCGCACCAUGCUGACGGUGGCGCCCAGUCUGUUCCCGUCUGACCUGACCCGCUGCCUGCUGGCCAUUACCGCCGACGGGCCCGUGGAGCGAGACAAGCUGUGGAUGAUCACACUGGCCACUGUCACACAGCUCUCGGCGGCCAACAGCGACCAGCUGGCGGCCUGCGGCGGCGUGCACGUGCUGCUGCGAGCCGUGCUGGACUGUUACCAGCCGCGCGCCGUCGACGCCGUGCUCUCGGCGCUGUUCGGCCUGCUGUCCCGGCCGGCUGGCUGCUGGCCAGACCUGGGACUGCUUCUGGCGCCCCUGGCAGACCCGCACUACGGACACCACGCCCUCGAGCCCGACUCCACAUCCAGGGGCGCCGCCAGUAGUGGUGAGGAGGUGACCCGCUCGGCCCAGGUGGCGCUUCUCUCGCUGCUACGCUCGUGGCCCGGCCUGCUGCUGCUCUGCUCACAGCACGCCGUGGCUUUCCGGGCCCUGAUCGACUCACUGCACGUGGACCGGCCGGAGCUGAGGAGAGCGCUGCUAGCAGUACUAUUUGAGCUGCUUGGUCGAGAGCUGCCCGACCCGAGCAAAUCGCCCGAGACACUGGUCACCGAGUACCUGAACGCCUCUCUGCCCGCUGAGAGCACCAAACUCUACGAGGGCUUCGUGGCCGAGGAGGCGCGACUCUUCCUGCCGCACCUGGGCGACACGCGUCCUGACCUGGUGAUGAACCACCUGGCCGUGCUGCUGUACGUGCUGCUGGAGAACGGCGUGCUCGAGGCGCUGGUGGAGGUGGUGGUGACGGCUGACACGCCGCUUAGCCUGGCCGCCACACUGCUCAUCGCUGACAUCCUGCACCGCGUCAACGAGCUGCUGCCCGUCGAGUGCGCGCGCUUCUCCAACUGUCUGCCCACGCUGCUGGGACGCGCUGCGCAGUGCGGGCCCACCGAGAGGAGGGUAACGGAGGCCAUCAGUUUAUUAUCGAGGCUCCACACCGUCCGGCGGCGACACGCUCUCAUGGAUGGAGCCAGUGUGUUUUUCCGUCAGCAGAUGACGUUCUGUGGCCAGGACGACCCCAGCGCCACAGACGUGUUCGACCGGGCGCUACGGGAGAACAGGGAGGUGAGGGUGAGCGAUGAGUGCGUCCGUAGCCUGCUCUCCGACAGCGGAAUGAUGAGCUCUGAGGAUUCCACCACUUGGCGCUGGUCAUCCGUACACUGUCUGGUCAAGCUGUCCACGACCCAGCACGGGACACAGCUGUGCGCAGUGCUCUCCAAGCUCUGCGCGCUACUGAAGCCCGACUGUCGCCAGUACUGGCGGCUGCCCGUGGGGAAGACCAGCCACCAGCAGACCCUGGUCAUGGCCGACACGGUCUCCGCACUGCUGCGAAUAGACCAGAGUGUGUGCUCCCAAUGCGGCCAGCUGCUGUCCGCACUGGUCUCGGACCAGGCCCAGUUCCUCCGCUCGGCCGCCGGUGGCUCGACGGGCGGCUCUGGUGACAGCAGCGCGCAGAUAAGCGCCAACUCGCUAAUCAACACGUGCGUGCAGCACCAGUUUCUGCUGAUCGGCCGCGUGUCGAGCUCUCAGCGCGGCAGGGAGCUGCUCGAGCGGCACGGCGUGGCCGCCAGGCUGACGGACCUGGUGGCCAGCUCCGGCUGGGACUACUACGUCAAACUGGUGGUGUCCAGCCUCGACUACAGCCAGGGACAGUGGUCGUGGCGCCUGCUCGAGCGCUGCCUGGCCGCCGCCGAGGAGACGAAGCGGCUCUACUGCGUGCAGCUGCUGCGGCUGCUGGCGCGCGCACACUGCCCCGGCUUUGCACGCUGGGGUGUGGAGAUGCUGGUCAGCCAGCUGUACGACACGUCGGAGCGCGUGUCGACCGCCGCUCUGCAGGUGGUCGAGGAGGUCUGCGACUAUGAGCCGUACCUGAAGGCCGUCGUCAGCCAGCAGCCGUCGGUGCUCUCGCUCGGAGACGGCGGCGUCCUGCUGUUCGCCCGACUGCUCUCCGUGCCGGCCGGCCACCGGAUGUUCCAGCGGGCCAACUUCCUCGACCACGAGCUCGACCGGUGGCGGGACAGCUUCAACGCCAGAUACGUCUCCCUGGUGGAGACGGAGCUGAAUGACGCGCUGACCCGCCACCAGCGCGCGGCCGGCGGCGGAUACGGCCGGCGUACGGGUGAGCGGCACCAGACGCGGCCCGUCCACCUACCGUACCACCUGUACGGACAGCUGGCGCACCACCGGGCCGGAUUCGACCUGGUGCGCGCACGGCCCGAGGUUACGGAUAUGAUACGGGUGGUGAAGGCGGCCGCUGCCGACCUCUCCACCCCCGGAAACCUGCACCAGCUGAAGGCGGCGCUCUGGGCGCUGGGUAACGUGGGUCGCACCGGCCUGGGCGCCUCGUGGCUGUCGGACGCCGGCCUGGUAGCGGCCGUGGUGGCACUGGCGGCCGGCGCCGGCGCGCUCUCGGCCCGCGCCACCGCCUGCCUGGCGCUGGGUCUGCUGGGCUCCACUCCGCAGGGCGCCGCCGCGCUGGCCGCGCACGGCUGGCAGUGUGUGUGCCGCCGCUGGACCGAGCGCUGGGCAGUCGACGAGGAGAAGCUGGACGCGCCCGGGACGGAGGAGCGUGCCACCAACGGUGAUCUACUCUCGGUCAGCAGCGGCUCCAGCUACGACCUGAGCCGGGCGAGGACCGCCAGUGAGACCAGUGAGACCGCAGAGCUGAGCGCGUCCGCCCGCAGCGCCACCCUGCCCGCCCCCGGCCGCGCCGGCUCCAGUCGACACGCGCGCAGUCUGAGCGACGCCGCGCGCGCGCCCGUGAUCCCCGAGUUCGGUGCGUGGCAGGGCUCGCCCACCGGCGGCGGCUGGUCGUCCACGGAGAGCCUGGGCCGCUCAGGCGCCGAGCCGACGCCGGCGGCGCCGCUCAGUCCCAUCGCCAGCUCGGGCUCGCUGGGUGACGGCGGCGGCGCGGAUCCGGCCGGCUCGGCGCGGCUGGCGGUGCCCGUUCCGACCACUCGCUCGCGCCUGCCGUCCGUCUCGCUGUCUCUCUCGCCGCCGACCUACUACCCGAGCGAGGAGGACGCGCAGGGGUACGCCACGCUGCGCGGCCUGACGGGCCGGCUGCGACGCGGCGAGUCGGCGGAUGAGGGGGCGUCGGGGACGUCGGCAGCGCCGCUGCUCGACUGCGGCCGCCGCCGGCUGGCCUCGCUGACGCUGGACGCGCGUCUCAGCAGGACGCUGAGCGGGGCGGGUCCACCGUCGCCGGGCGGCGCUCUGCUGAUACGCGGCUCGUCCCGGCGCUCCUCGCUGACCACCGUGAAGCGCUACCAGCUGCAGAGGAGCGCCCUGGCGCCCGCCUACCUGGGCAUCGCGCUGCCGCUGGACCUGACCACCGGCCUGCUGGCGCCGCCGCCACCGCCGGCGCACGCGGCGCCCCGGCAGCCGUCCACCGACUCCGAGCCCGAGCAGAGCUCCAAAGACGCCAGCCUCUCCCUCGACGAGGACGGAGUGCUGGAGUUCCACAACCCGACCAACUGUAUCCGCUGCUUCACACUCAAAGACCGUGUGGAGAGGAGGCCGCGGAAUAGAACAGACACGGAGUCCAGCACGGAGAGCGCGCAGCACGUGGCGUCGCCGCCCCAGCCGGAGCACCCGGUGGGCGGGGGCGGCGGCGGCGGCGGCGGCUGGUACCUGUCACACCUGCGGCUGGGCGGCGGCGGCGCCACGCUCGAUAUUCCGUCCUCCAUCACCAGUGUGGGCAGCGCCACCAGCCUGGCCAGCCACGAACACCUCCUAGGCGGCUCGCGCCAGAUGACGGGCGGCCACGUGCGCUCCCUGGUGCGCCGCGAGGUCCUCCGUCUGGUGGGGGCUCUCAGUACCAGUGUGGGCGUCAAGGCCGCCGAACAGGGCCUUCUCAGCCUGAAGCAGAAGUUCGGCAGUCUGCUGCGGACCGACCUGUGCCUGUACACGGAGAUCCACCUGCUGCUCUCACACUACGACUUCAGGCUGGCGUCGCGACGAUUCCUCCAGGAGCUCUUCGAGGACGUUAUGUUUGAGGACGUGAAGUCGGAGGCGCUCUGGAUCCUGGGCCGGUGUCGCCAGGAGAGACUCGACCAGACGUUCGACACGGACACUGUCCGCAGGCAGGGCUUUCUGGACGUUCAGCCGACUGACCCGGCGGACAUCUGGCCCGAGCCGCCCGCCUGAGCGCUGGGCACGCGGGGCGACCGGACACAGAGCUUCGUAGGGGCGCUCGGUACGCCGAGCGGUGCCUUUUUAAUCGAUUAUUUAUUGAAGAAUUUCUUUUGUCACAAUGCCGUUACUGACGCAAUGCCGUCUUGUCAAAGUUGCCUAGUUCACAGGGUGAGGAGGUUUGAGUCCAAAUGGCAGGCGGUUUGUCGGUGUGCUGUGUAUUAGAGACUCGGGGGUGGAUGUGAUGAACUGCCGCGGGGCCCGGAACGGACCAGCCCCACUGCCUUUGUGAUCCGCUCCGGGCGGCGGGGCAGCAGUGAUCGAUCUGUGUGCUCCCGUGCCGUCCCUCCGGGGCUAUCCUCGUACCCGGGACCGCUGAUCUGCCUGUGCUCAUAUCCGGGGUUCCGGGCGGGCCGGACCGAGUCAGGACAAUACGUCGACGGUGGGGUUAGGGACUGUGAGACGUCUGAUGGGCGGGGGUGACCGCUUUUACGGCCGGUUUUUAUUGCUCAGUAUUGCCGCAGCCUGAGAGUCGUGUUAAUUGAAUCAUGUAUUGCGGCUGAUUCCAAUGUGGCCGAAACGCGUGUAUUGCGGGCUUAUCGUGUGGGCUUCCUCAGUCCUAAAUUGCGGGACGGGCGGCUCGUGUGGCCGCGGAGAGGGUGGGAGAAUUCGGCCGGCGCUGUUGCGCCCGCCGCUCGUUUUAGAGUUCGCUGUGUAUCGCGGGAUUCGGGGGAGCGACAACCACGACUGUGACGGCGCUUCAUAUUUAUUACAUUGUUAUUAAAGUGUUCAUAACCCAUGCCGCCGCGGUCGCGGGCGUCAAGUCAUGUUUUUUCACUCGUCGACAACGUUGAUAAACCAUCAAACUGC
Molecule: messenger RNA, 5532 nt
Organism: Amphibalanus amphitrite
Lineage: Eukaryota; Metazoa; Arthropoda; Thecostraca; Balanomorpha; Balanidae
Product: rapamycin-insensitive companion of mTOR-like
Exons: 22
Coding region: 34-4677 (1547 amino acids)
Biological process (GO): positive regulation of phosphatidylinositol 3-kinase/protein kinase B signal transduction; TORC2 signaling
Cellular component (GO): TORC2 complex
Molecular function (GO): protein serine/threonine kinase activator activity
Source: RefSeq, a predicted model, not a curated record